Messenger RNA from Schistocerca nitens (vagrant locust), 1026 nucleotides. Its product is annotated as POU domain, class 3, transcription factor 3-A-like. The transcript has 3 exons. The record is from RefSeq and is a predicted model, not a curated record. NCBI's taxonomy places the organism in Eukaryota, Metazoa, Arthropoda, Insecta, Orthoptera, Acrididae. Bases 1 to 1026 code for a protein of 341 amino acids.
AUGAGCCAGUUCGGGCUGGGGGCGUCCAACAGCCACUGGGGCUACGGCUCGGCACCCUACUCCCCCUACCUGACGGGCGCGGCCGCCGGGCUGGCGGGCAGCUGCGCCUCCACGGGCGUCGGCUUCAACACGCCGGCGCUCGGCUUCUCCGCCGACCAGGGCUCCACCACGGCGCACGACGCCUUCGCCUCGCCCUCCACCGUCUCCUCGCUGCUGCCCGACACGACAACAGCGACGGCUGACCUGGAUCAGCACCUCGGCCUGGUGAGUGCCCAGCAGCAGCAGCAGCAGCACGGGGGCGGCGUCGGCCACCACCAGACGGGCGCCGCAGACACCACCGGUUCUGCGGGGGCCAACACGGCGAACGGUGCCGCCGGAGGAACCAGUAACGGCGCGGGCAAUCCCCAGCAGCAGCAGCAGCAGGAGCGCGUUGGCUCCGCGGGCUCGGCGGGGUCCAGCGCUGCCGGUCUGCUGGUUCCGCGCUAUCCUUCGUCUGCAGACUUUGGGCUCGUCACCUCGGGGCCGCGCUCGCUAAGCGACUCCUCGGCAGGCGAAUCGCCAGUCGGCAGCAGCGACGACCUGCUGGGCGCCGGCCAGCACAACGGCGGUGCCGCGCCCUCCUUCUCCUCGCUGGUUCCGGGACACCACCACCAUCACCACCACCACCAGGCGGCCACCACCGGAGGCGCGGCUGCCGCGCCUUACGCCAGCUCCGGCGGGUCCAACCUGUACCUGGGCGCGCCGGUGCUGCCGGCGUCGCUGCUCUACUCGCAGCUCUACUCGGCCGCCAGCGGCCAUCAGAAUCACCACCACCACCACCACCACCAUCAGUUCCACCACCCUCUGCACCACCACCAUCACCACCAGGACCUGACGGGCGCCACGGCUACCGACGCCAUCGCGCCGUCGGUGGCUGGCCCCUUCGCUGUUACGGCUCCCUCCGAUGGAGGACCCCCUCUGGGGUGGCAGGGGGAGAAACCAGAAGGGUGGGGCGGCGGUGCUGCCACGUCACCGGGCCGUCGUUAA